GGUGAAUCCCCAGGCAAGGCAUCGACUCCGUUCGGCCGCCACCACUUGGAAGAGCGAGGCCGAGAGAGGAGUCUACCUCCGGAGUUGAUCUUUCGACACCUCCUCACCUGUAGAAGCAGCCACGACGAUGACAAGGCGGGAGUUGCACAAGCAGAUUGAAAAUGUUCAUUUUCAGUUUUAGAAUGUUGUUUGAUAUCUGAAAAGAAAACUGAUUUUGUGCUACAUGCACAUGACAACAUGCCUCUUGGUCUCAAAAGUCAAGUCAAUGGUAAACGGCACAACUUUGGAGAAGCAAAUAUGUCGAUUUCAUUGCUGCCCAACCAUGAAGGCAAAGCAUUGGACAGACUAUCUGAUAGAAAGUUGAGCAACUGUUCUUACUUUAAACGAGCAAGAAUUGAUCAACCAGAAAGUUCUACAAGAAAUGUUCGUGUUGAUGAUGGUAUCACUGUCUUCCAAAAGAACGCUGAGUUAUUAAGAUCCACAUCUGCUGACAAAGCACGGAUGAUCAAGCCAAAGCGUGGUUUGGAUGGCAAGAGAAAUGAUAGGAAGAACUUCAGAUCAGGAAUAAAAACUAGAUACGAUUCUUUUACAUCAAAGUCUGGAUUUGCUAGCUCUGAUUCUAAUUGUGGAGGAAACAACCUCCUAGGAUUAUAUGGCCUGAGGUCAGAUCUCUGUGAUAUUACAAAGCAUAUGGAUGAGCCGGUCUUACAUGAGCUUCUUGAUGGUAGUUAUAAAUACUGUAAUAUCAAUGCAGAAAAAGGAAAGAAACCCCCAGUUGUCAAUGAAAAUUUAUUUACGUCAGUGAGAAAGGCUUUCUCUAUUCUGCCACAUAAUUGUGCAACAGACAGCAAUGAUAACAGAAAAUCAGCUCCAUGCCUCAUGAAACCUAGUUCCUCAUCAAGCAUGUCAGACUGUUACCACAAUGGUAAAGAUGUUGAUGAAUCAGCAUCCACAGCUAAGUAUCCUAACUUGGAUGGUGCUGAUCUAUAUCAGCCAAAAAAAGUUCUAGAGAGUUUAGUUCUUCCUCCAGUCCAGGAUCUCGGUACCCUUCUUUCAGAUUUAAGCAUGACUUCAAGCCUUUUGAAAACCACUCUACCAAAGAAAACUUGUCAAAGUGCUAGCUUGCCUCCUUUUCUAUGGUCUAGUUAUCAUAAUGGAGCUUGCAAACCCAUUACUGAUACUGCUAAACAAGUUUCAGCUAGGAACACAUCUCAAGGUAGGUGGCUUAGAAUCGCCAGCAAUUCUGUUCUUGCGAGAGACAACCAACAUUGCUUCUCAGAUCUGGAAUUGCUAACAUUUGAUAGCAAUAAAGAUCCUUUACAAAAGAGUGGUGUCCAUCAAGAUGAUCCUUUGGAUUCGUCUAUAAAGCUUCCAUACGAUGGACCAUCAAAUAUGGUGUCUCCUAUGUCAACUCUUGAAAGCAAUACUCCAGAUGACAGGGGGUUGGAAAAAGAAUCUUGCUUGUCUGUUUCUAAAAGGCUUAAUUUGAUGGGGGAGCACACAAACUCAUCAUAUGUUUACCUAGAAGGUGACAAUGAAGACAGUUUCUUACCUAGAACUUCUGGAUCUGAAGCUAGUUUGAAGUUCCAAAGAAAGGAUUCACACUCACUGGAUCAAGUGAGAUCUACAUCUCAGUUCAGCAAUACUGAUGUUGCCCAGAAAGAUCAGCAUACAAUAAACAAACAUUGCUGCUCUGCUGUUUGUUCUUGCCUUCCUUGCAAAGAUGAUGAUGGAAACAAUGACCGGAAUUUAUGGGGUCUAUCUACUUUGGAGAUAUCUAAACAUGAUUAUUCGCCGUGUGAACUGCUUGCUGCUGAGAUACUACUUGAGAUGACAAGCUACGGCAGUGCUCUGAAGACACAAAAUGUAGAUGGUGGAAAGAUACAAUGGACAAAGACUCCUUUCCAGAAGACAAUGAAACCCCAAAAGUUGAUAUCCUCGAUGGAAAAAUCAGGGAGUUUGCUCUUCAGAACCAGGCACCAUGAUACAGUCAGGACUCUAGGCCUGCCACAACGGGAACAUAAGCCUAGUGGGAAGAAAAAUGAUUUGAGCUACAUCAAGACCGCUGGUAGAGCACCCACAAAAUGUGCAACUAGGUCGGAAGGUGGUGCAUCCCCCAAGCUGGAAAAGGAUCUACAGAUUGAUGCAAGGUCAUUGAAUAAUAUUACAGUCAGAUCAACUAGUUUGGUUCCAUCACUUGCACGAGUAAAAAAUGGUUACGAAAAUCAGCAGAAGCUCGGGAAAACAACACCCCCAACAUCAACAGUUGGGGCUUGCAUUAAGGAUUGGGGUCGAGGAAGGAGCAAGCAAGUGUAACUUUGAAGUGAUGUAGUAAGAGCACAAGUGUGUUCUUCCAUAGAUCCUAACACAACAAAGGGCUAAGAUGCUUGGCAGAAGACUCUGGUGCCGCGAACCUGGUGUGAGGGGGGCG
This is a messenger RNA of Musa acuminata subsp. malaccensis (wild Malaysian banana), 2431 nucleotides long. RefSeq lists its product as uncharacterized. NCBI's taxonomy places the organism in Eukaryota, Viridiplantae, Streptophyta, Magnoliopsida, Zingiberales, Musaceae. The record is from RefSeq and is a predicted model, not a curated record.